Messenger RNA from Dermacentor silvarum, 752 nucleotides. Its product is annotated as papilin-like. The record is from RefSeq and is a predicted model, not a curated record. The transcript is spliced from 4 exons. Gene Ontology annotation, molecular function: serine-type endopeptidase inhibitor activity. The coding region runs from base 29 to 733 and encodes 234 amino acids. NCBI's taxonomy places the organism in Eukaryota, Metazoa, Arthropoda, Arachnida, Ixodida, Ixodidae.
CAGGUAGGCAACUACAGGCCAAUACAGGAUGCGGUACAGUGGUAUUGUAUUUUUCUUCUGGGCGAUCCUUCUAGAAGAAACCGUGGCCGAACUUAUCUUCAGUGAUGAUCAACCCAAGGACCAUUGCAAAGACCCACCUGAAAGGGGAACGAAUUGUCGUGAAAGCAACACCAUGUGGUACUUCCAACCAACAACAAAAACAUGCCUUCAAACUGAUUACCCAGUCUGCAGUGGUGUCAACGCCUUUCCAGAGGAAGACGUCUGCUUACAAACGUGCAAUCCAGAGGCGUUUAUGGACUACGAAAAUAUAGGUGAUGACCGAUGCACUCAGCCGCUUGACAACGGAAAGCUAUGCGAAAAUAAAGAUCCUCCGCCUGACGAGAAGUGGCGUUACGACAGGGAGAGCAACACAUGUGCCCCUUUCACACAUCUAGGAUGUGGAGCUCCUAGUUAUUUUAACACAAGCAAUGAAUGCCAAGAGGCAUGCUUGCAAGAUACGAACGACGUGGAGCAAGAUGGUUCUACAGAAAGCCCAUGCAACGGCCCACUUAAGAGAGGAAAUCGUUGUCGAGGUACUGGAAAGCGUCGCGAGGGGCGUCGUCAGAUGUGGUACUUCAACGAAACUUCGAAUACAUGCCGUGAAUUUACCUACCGGGGGUGUGGUGGCGGUCAAAACAUGCAUUCCGACCAGAAUGCAUGCAGAGAAAAGUGCAAGCCGAGCAAGCAAAAAUAAACUUCAAAGUAUUGGCUUU